Indicator indicator is the source of this 2137-nucleotide messenger RNA. Its product is annotated as myogenesis-regulating glycosidase-like. Gene Ontology annotation, biological process: carbohydrate metabolic process; skeletal muscle fiber development. Gene Ontology annotation, molecular function: hydrolase activity, hydrolyzing O-glycosyl compounds. NCBI's taxonomy places the organism in Eukaryota, Metazoa, Chordata, Aves, Piciformes, Indicatoridae. The record is from RefSeq and is a predicted model, not a curated record. The transcript has a single exon. The coding region runs from base 1 to 2037 and encodes 678 amino acids.
AUGUACACCUUCCUUCCUGAGAACUUCACACCAGUGAAGCAGAAGCCCUCCAAGGAGCUGAGGCCCAUGCUUGGGGCAAUCUUGCUGGGCCUCACCCUGUUCAUUGCAGCAGUGGUGGCCUGGUGCUACUACACGGUGUCCCUGCGGAAGGCAGAGCGGCUCAAGACAGAGCUGAUGGACCUGCGGGCAGAUGGCUUUGUCAUCAGGAACCAGCCCGGGGAGGUGGUCUUCCGGCUGGCCUUCCGCUCAGGCAGCCUCAACCUGGAGUCCUGCUCCAAGGAGGGUGAGAUUUUGAGCUGCACGCGGUCCAGCAGGGGCCCGCUCAACUUCUUCAUCCAGACAGUGAAGCCCAAGGACACGGUGAUGUGCUACCGUGUGCGCUGGGAGGAGCUGGCGGACGGCCCGGCGGUGGAGCACACGAUGUUUUGGGAGGACGCCCACUGGUACGGGGGCUCAGAGAUGAGCACCCAGCACUGGCCCAUCCGCCUGGCCGGCUACCAGGAGCCCAUGCCCUACGUCACGAGUGAUGUCUACUCUUUCCGCGACAGCUUUGGGGGCAUCCUUGAGCGCUACUGGCUCUCCUCCAAGGCAGCAGCCAUCAAGAUCAACGACUCUGUGCCCUUCCACCUGGGCUUCAACGCCACUGAGCGUGCCCUCUUCUUCCAGGCCCGCUACAAGGACUCGCCAUACAAGCCCCCGCCAGGGCAGCCACCGUUCCCCGAGCUCAGCUACCGAGUCUGUGUGGGCUCUGACGUCACUUCCAUCCACAAGUACAUGGUGCGCAGGUACUUCAAUAAGCCCUCCAAGAUCCCUGCUGAGAAUGCCUUCCGAUACCCCAUUUGGUCCACCUGGGCUCUCUACAAGAAUGAUAUCGACCAGGAUAAACUCUUGAGAUUUGCUGAAAAGAUCAAGAAAUACCGAUUUAACUGCAGCCACAUUGAAAUUGACGACAUGUACACACAAGCCUAUGGAGACUUUGACUUUGACCCUGUGAAGUUCCCCAAUGUGACAGAGAUGUUUGCAAAACUGAGGGAAGAUGGAUUUAAGGUCACCCUAUGGACUCACCCUUUCAUAAACUACAAUUCCUCCAAUUUUGGGGUGGGAAUUGAGCGACAGCUGUUCAUUAAGGAGCCAUCGGGACGGCUGCCAGCCAUGGUGGAAUGGUGGAAUGGCAUUGGGGCCAUCCUGGACUUCACCAACCCAGCAGCCCGUGACUGGUUCCAGAGCCACCUGCGCCAGCUCCGACACAAAUAUGGAAUCUCAUCCUUCAAGUUUGAUGCGGGCGAGACCAGCUACCUGCCCAAGCAGUUCAGCACCUUCCGCCCACUCUCAGACCCCAGCAUCUGGUCACGACGCUACACGGAGAUGGCAAUCCCCUUCUAUGAGCUGGCCGAGGUGCGGGUUGGCUACCAGUCACAGAAUAUCUCCUGCUUCUUCCGCAUCAUUGACCGUGACUCUGUCUGGGGCUAUGAGCUGGGCCUCAAGUCCCUCAUCCCCACAGUACUCACCAUCAGUAUGCUGGGAUACCCAUUCAUAUCUGCUGACAUGAUUGGGGGGAAUUUUUUCCCCAACAAGACAGAUGGUGCGGUGGAGAUCCCUGACCGGGAGCUGUACGUGCGGUGGCUGGAGCUGUCAGCCUUCAUGCCCUCCAUGCAGUUCUCUAUUCCGCCCUGGCUCUAUGACAAAGAAGUGGUGGAGAUUGCGCAGAAGUUCACAGAGCUCCAUGAAUCACUGGUGGCCCCGCUGCUGCUGGAGCUGGCUGGAGAGGUCACCGACACAGGCGAUCCCAUCAUCCGUCCCAUCUGGUGGAUAUCACCCCGUGACGAGGCUGCUCACAGGAUUGACUCCCAGUUCCUCAUUGGGGACACCCUCAUGGUGGCACCCGUCCUGGAGAUGGGCAAGCAGGAGCGUGACGUCUACCUGCCAGCGGGCAAGUGGCGCAGCUACAAGGGGGAAUUGUUUGAGAAGACCCCGGUGCUGCUCACAGACUAUCCUGUCGACCUGGAUGAAGUUGCCUAUUUCCUCUGGGUUUCCUAAGGGGCUUCUCCAUCUGCUUUGGAAUAACCAUGCCUUACUUAGAACUUUAUAACAAAUAAUAAUUCUAAUUGCACAUUUCAUUUCAAACUGGGGAUAAUGA